UGGGUAGUCGAAGCUCGUGUCGCUGUCAGUGCGCAGGAGUCCCCCGGUUGUGUCUGCCUGGCUUUUGUUGGGUGCCGCCGCUCAUGAUUUGGAGCUUUUACAGAAAUUGAUGAAUAUCCCCUGCAUGCUUAUCGCAUGGAUUGAAAGUCACGAUCCUGAUGUGAAAAAGGGGAAGAUCCAGAACAGAGCCGCUUUCUUGAAUCCCGAGAACCCGACGACUCCCGAUAACACCCAUUUCAAGUAUCACCGAAAAACUGUCAGAAGACUUGAGCCAUGCCCUGCGUUCAGGCUCAGUAUGGAUCAUCACCCCAAGGAGCUAGUCCUGCUUCCCAGAGCUACAGCUACCACACCGCCGGAGAAUACAGCUGCGACUUCUUAACACCCGAGUUUGUUAAGUUUAGCAUGGACUUGACCAACACUGAGAUCACAGCCACCACUUCGCUCCCGAGUUUCAGCACAUUCAUGGACAACUACAACACCAGCUACGACGUCAAACCGCCGUGUCUGUAUCAGAUGCCCCACUCCGAGCAGUCCUCCAUCAAGGUGGAGGACGUCCAGAUGCACAACUACCAUCAGCAGAGCCACCUGCCGCCUCAGUCGGAGGACAUGAUGGCGCACUCGGGGCCUAUGUACUUCAAACCCUCCUCGCCCCACGCCCCGAGCACACCCAACUUCCAGGUCCAGCCCAAUCACAUGUGGGAGGACCCGGGCUCCCUGCACAGUUUCCACCAGAACUACGUGGCGGCCACGUCCCACAUGAUGGAGCAGCGCAAGAACCCGGUGUCGAGGCUCUCGCUCUUCUCCUUCAAGCAGUCCCCGCCCGGCACCCCCGUGUCCAGCUGUCAGAUGCGCUUCGACGGGCCGCUGCACGUCUCCAUGAACCACGACAACCCGGGCGUGCACCGCGGCCUUGACGGCCAGGGCUUCGGGGUGCCCGGCGCCAUCCGGAAGCAGGCCGGCUUGGCCUUUCCUCACUCCCUGCAGCUCGGCCACGGGCACCAGCUGGUGGACAGCCAAGUGCCGUCGCCCCCGUCCCGAGGAUCUCCGUCAAACGAGGGUCUGUGUGCGGUGUGUGGGGACAACGCAGCCUGCCAGCAUUAUGGAGUGAGAACCUGCGAGGGCUGCAAAGGAUUUUUCAAGCGCACCGUUCAGAAAAAUGCAAAAUACGUUUGUUUAGCAAAUAAAAACUGUCCUGUUGACAAACGCCGAAGAAAUCGUUGCCAGUUUUGCCGUUUCCAGAAGUGCAUGGUCGUCGGAAUGGUGAGAGAAGUUGUCCGAACUGAUAACCUGAAAGGUCGGAGAGGACGCCUACCAUCCAAACCCAAAAGUCCACAGGACCCCUCCCCACCCUCGCCGCCGGUGAGCCUCAUAAGCGCACUUGUUAGGACCCAUGUGGACUCCAACCCCUCCAUGUCAGCUUUGGACUAUUCCAGAUUCCAGGCAAACCCUGACUACCAAAUGACUGGAGACACCACUCAGCACAUCCAGCAGUUCUAUGAUCUCCUGACGGGCUCCAUGGAGAUCAUCCGGGGCUGGGCGGAGAAGAUCCCCGGCUUUUCUGAUCUACCGAAGCAAGAUCAAGAUCUCCUCUUUGAAUCCGCCUUCCUUGAACUUUUUGUCCUGAGGCUGGCGUACAGGUCCAACCCAGUAGAAGGCAAACUUAUUUUCUGCAACGGAGUGGUGUUGCACAGGUUACAGUGCGUCCGCGGAUUCGGAGAGUGGGUCGACGCCAUCGUGGACUUUUCUUCCAACUUGCAGAGCAUGAACGUCGACAUCUCAGCUUUCUCCUGCAUCGCAGCGCUCGCCAUGGUAACAGAGCGACACGGACUUAAGGAACCCAAGCGAGUGGAGGAUCUGCAAAACAAGAUAGUCAACUGUCUCAAAGAUCAAGUGACGUUCAAUGGCGGUGGAUUGAAUCGUCCCAACUACUUGUCAAAACUCUUGGGGAAGCUCCCCGAACUGCGCACCCUCUGUACCCAAGGUCUGCAGCGUAUCUUUUACCUUAAGCUCGAAGAUCUAGUCCCUCCGCCGGCAAUAAUUGACAAACUUUUCCUCGACACAUUACCUUUCUGAGUCUGACUCGAUGGCAAGAACUCAAAGAACUUCCAAAAGACUGUUUAAGAGUCAGACGUCUCACACUUUUUUUUUUUUUAACGUUAUCAUUUCUGAAUAAUUGCCAGCUCCGUAGGCUAAUUGAACAAACAGUACGCAUUAUGAGAAUGGAUUCAUGAGAGAGAAAAAAAAAUAACAGAAGGAAGAGAAGGACAGUUUGAUUGCUGCGUAGGCCUUUUUCCUUUUGGUUGCCUAACGAGUGAAACGGAAUUUCACUCCGGUGGACAAACUGUCCGGCUUAACAAUCACUUAAUAUUUAUUUAACAUCGGCUCUACUGAUCAGCAUCAGAUGUAGUUAUACUCCAUUUAUAUAUAUGACCACACCGCGUGCGCACACACAUAUACACCCGAACUGUAUAUUAUGGUAGAUUAUGUGAUGCCUCCAGUGCAUCGGUUUAUAACACGUGUACAAAGUUUGUUAUAAUGAAAAGAUUUAAUUUUCUUUUCUUUUCUGACUCGUGCCUAUGUGUUUCUGAAAGGAUCCCAAAAAGUAUCCAGAAAAGACAACGCAUGUUCUAGUUUUAUUUUCCUUUUCUUUUAUAGGCACUUGCUGAGGUGAUGUCUAUAUAUAAUAUAUACCGGACACUAUGUAGUCUGCUAGAUUUGAUACAGAUUCGUAGUUAUGGCACUCCUUUUAUGUAUGACGCAUAUGUGGAAAAAUAUCUCAUCUGUAUAGAAAAUGAGGGACCCAUGGUGUUUGUAAAACUGUCAGACAUUCCUUGUUUGUAUGUGCUGUAAGUAUUGUUGCUGUUGAAUAUAAACGUUUCUAUAUAUUUAUUAUUUCUAUUGCCAAGAGCUACACUAAGCAUGGUGCAAUUUAAACGAUUUCAAACCACCCAAGUUCAUGCUGAGCACGUUGUCUAUGUUUUAUGUCUUAUAAACGUCUAGGUAGUUAUAAUUUAACACUUUUUGGAAGUGGAAAACUCCCAUAUCAAAAGGGUCAUGUGUGAUAUAGGCCAAGAUAUUUGACAUCAUGAUGUACUUACAACUUCUGUAACGCAUUUGGUGCCGGAUUUUUAAAAAAAAGCCUUUAGAGAGAAAUAAAUAUUUAAUGUUUACAAAUAAAACUUUAAAAUCAAUUCUUUGCUAAAUAAUUUCUAUAAUUAAUUUUUUUAAUCAAGACAUGUCUGGGCGGAUGGAGCUGCUUUAACAGGGAAUUGACGGGUACAAAUUUAUUUCAAUUUCCUUAAGUAUUUUGAUCGGCCCCUACAUAAUAAAUUAAACAUUUGUAAUAACUUUUUAAUUUCAAUAUCUCACCUUGACUAACUGGGACGUUUUGUGCACCUGGAUGGUUGAAAAAGAAAGUUAGUGGAUGUAAAGACUAAGGAUAUUUCACAAAUAAUAUGUAGGCCUACAUUCAUUUUAAAUGAUCUGCUCGGAAAGAAAAUAUAUAUUUUACACCAUUCUUAGCGUUUUAUUUAAGACUUAUCUGAGAGAACAUUUCACUCAUCAAAAAUACACAGAUUUGAAGAAAAAACCUCAAGGUUUUCUUGAUAUUUCUUUUUCUUAAAUUGCAAAACAAUAACGAUUUUUAUUACGUCCUUUCAUUCUGUAAUGUGGGUGUAUUUGACAGUGGAGAAUCUCCAACGGAUUAAAUAUCAGUCUUCAUCAUUUCCUUAUUUAGGGAUUAAACGCCAACGGUCGAGUGAACAAUUUAAAAGAAACAUCGGGUUUCAUGUUUCAUUCUGUUGCUGUAUGGAUGCUUUUUGCUGCUGCCAAAGUUGAUAGAAAUAAAAGUCUGUCGUUGUCUUUCUAAA
Molecule: messenger RNA, 3869 nt
Organism: Gasterosteus aculeatus aculeatus (three-spined stickleback)
Lineage: Eukaryota; Metazoa; Chordata; Actinopteri; Perciformes; Gasterosteidae
Product: nuclear receptor subfamily 4 group A member 2
Biological process (GO): regulation of transcription by RNA polymerase II; dopaminergic neuron differentiation; central nervous system neuron differentiation
Cellular component (GO): nucleus; transcription regulator complex
Molecular function (GO): RNA polymerase II cis-regulatory region sequence-specific DNA binding; zinc ion binding; nuclear receptor activity
Source: RefSeq, a predicted model, not a curated record